Molecule: messenger RNA, 2958 nt
Organism: Arachis ipaensis
Lineage: Eukaryota; Viridiplantae; Streptophyta; Magnoliopsida; Fabales; Fabaceae
Source: RefSeq, a predicted model, not a curated record
AUGUUAGGCUUGGUUGAAACAAAAUUGCAAGUUGUAAAUAAAUUUGAUGUUGUACGUAUUUGGGGUAGCGAUGCGGUGGGUUGGGAGUUUGUUGGAUCGAUAGGCAUGUCUGGGGGUCUAUUAUUAAUGUGGGAUGAGCUACUUUUUAGAAUGAAUAACUGUUAUAAAGGGGAUAGGUGGCUAUGUGUUGAGGGAGUUCUUUUGAAAAAUGAGUUCAACUGUGCUUUCUGUUUGGUUUAUGGUCCUCAUAUGAGAAUUGAAAAACUUGCUGUUUGGGAGGAACUGAGUUAUAUAGCAGGGUUAUGUCAAGUCCCGAUAUGCUACAUGGGAGACUUCAAUGAGGUGUUACAAGUUGAUGAAAGGAAAAAUCAGGACAGGUUAUCAACGUCUGCAGAAGAAUUCAAGAGCUGGAUCCAAGAUAUGCAGUUAGUGGACUUACCGCUGAAUGAUCAUAAAUUGAAGGCUCUUACGGUGCCUUUGGGAAGAUGGCAUAAAGAGAAAUUUGGUGACUUGGAAAAGAAAAUUCAGCAUUUUGAGGAGGAGAUUAAGAAGGUGGAUGAUCUGGUUGGAAAUGGUGUCUAUGAUGGUACAAUGGAGGCUAGAAGAAAGGCUCUAGUAAGCUGUUGCAAGCAGUGGUAUGUGAGGAAAGAGAUACACUGGAAGCAGAUGUCGCGUUCUAGGCAUGCGAAGGACAUGGAUAAAAACACACGAUACUUUCAUAGCCUGGCGUCGGCAAGAAGAAGGAACAAUAGGAUUGAUGCUUUGAUGAUUAAUGGAAGGUUGGUAAGAAAUCAAGCCAGGAUCAAGAUUGCCAUCAGAGAUUUUUACAGAGAGUUGUAUCACCAAGAGAGAUCCCCGGUAAUAGGGUUUAGGGAUGGUCUGGUUAACCGGAUUAAAGAGGAAGAAUCCAGUGCAUUGGAGAGCAUACCAUCAUUGGUGGAGAUUAGGGAGGCUGUUUGGGACUGUGAAUCCUCUAAGGCUCCAGGUAGUGAUGGGUAUAAUAUGAACUUCAUAAAAAAGUGCUGGGAUGAGAUUGGCACAGAGUUCUUGACAGCUGUUCUGGAUUUCUUUCGGUCAUCAAGGUUGCCGCCUGAUUCCAAUGUUACUUGGGUGGCUCUUGCUCUGAAGUUCACUGGAGCUAAGGAGAUAAAAGAUCUCAGGCCGAUCAGCAUGGUUGGCUGCAUCUACAAAGUUAUUUCAAAGGUGAUGGUCAGAAGGAUGAGAUCAGUAAUGCCAGGCUUAGUAGGAGAGACUCAAAGUGCUUUUGUGAAAGGUCGAAAAAUUCAUGAUGGGGCUCUGAUUGCGUGCGAAACAGUGCAAUGGCUGAAGACGAGGAAGAAGAAGGCAGCAAUUAUCAAAUUAGAUUUUCAGAAGGCUUAUGAUAGAGUGAAGUGGAACUUUGUGGAUAUUGUGCUACAGAAGAUGGGAUUUGGUCGUAGAUGGAGAGAGUGGGUUAGAGAGUGUAUCGGUUCGGCGUCCAUGGCAAUUCUGAUAAAUGGUUCCCCUUCCAAACCUUUCAAGAUGGAGAGAGGCUUGAGACAAGGUGACUCAUUGUCCCCGUUCUUGUUUGUACUGGUAGUGGAGGUCUUACACAGGAUGAUAGGGGAGGCAGUGAGAAACAGACAAAUCUCGCCGCUGUUGGUGGGAAAGGAAAACAUAGAGUUAUCACAUCUUCAGUUCGCAGACGACACUAUUUUAUUCUGUCCACCGGAGGAGGAGACCGUUAGAAACUAUGCCAGACUGUUAAGCAUUGGACCGACAACAUGUGUAGUUUUUUGGGGGUGUAAAGAAGCGAACCUCCUAGUCCGAUACCUUGGUAUUCCUCUAGGAGCAAAUCCAAGGCGGGUAAAGACAUGGAAGCCGAUAAUUGACAAGGUUGAGGAAAAGCUCAGUUUGUGGAAGGCUAAGGUGCUAAAUAAAGCGGGUAAGCUAGUCCUUAUUAAGUCUGUGUUGAAUAGCUUGCCAGUGUACUAUCUGAGCCUGUACAAGAUGCCGAAGGCCGUGGCAGAAAAGUUGAUAUCAUUACAGAGAAGAUUCUUAUGGAGUAAGGAGGAAGGUAGGAACGGGAUAGCACUAGUCAAGUGGGAAGUGGUUCAGGCCCCUAAAAAGGAGGGUGGCUUGGGGGUAGGAGAUGCAGUGAUUAGAAACUCUGCCCUAUUAUUUAAGUGGUGGUGGCGAUUUUCGAAGGAGGAGUGUCCUUUAUGGAAGAAGGUUGUUUGCUCCUGUUACGACUUGAAGCCCAAUAUGAUGUUAUCUACUCAGCCAUUGCCUACUAAGGGGGGACCAUGGAAGGACAUAUGCCAGUUGCAGCUCAAGGAUAGUAAUGUUAGGGACAAGAUGAUUACUGGGUUGUCUAUGGAGGUGGGUGAUGGCAGGAGGACUCUUUUCUGGGAAGAUGUCUGGUUACAAGGCGGUUCCCUCAAGUUGAGGUUUCCGAGACUUUUCUCUAUUUCAAAUCAGCAAGGAUCUGUCAUAGGGGAUUGCGGGUUUUGGGAUGGGUUAGAGUGGGUAUGGAACUUUCAGUGGAGGCGAGGCCUAUAUCAAUGGGAGUUGGAAUUAUUGAAUAGGUUACAUGAAGCUUUAAGGCCUAUAAAUCUAGCAAGUGAUAAGCAAGACAGACUUGUGUGGAAGUAUGGCAAGGAAGGAAUUUUUUCAACUAACUCUUUUGUGCAGGUGGUGCAAUCAGAGACUAUCUCAGAGGAUAUCACAAGCUUCAGCUUCACCAGAACCAUUUGGAAAGGCGUCGUGAACAGAAAUGAGGAGCGGAAUCGGUGGCUAAGGUGCUUCUUUGCGGUCAUUUGGAAUAUAUGGCUGGAGAGGAACAGACGUAUUUUUAAUUCCAAAGAAGGUGAUUCAGAAGAGGUGUAUCAAUGGUCCUUGACCAGUUAUGGAGAGUGGAGUAGUAGGAACCUUGUUGUUGUUGAUGGCAAUGCCGGAGAUGACAAUAGGGAUAGUUGA